AUGUCAACUUACAUGCAGGCAGAAGUACACUAUGUCGUCACUGGUAUUUAUCUUACGCGAAGUGUUGCUUACUCAAUCACAAUAGCAGUUAAAGGUUUGGAUUUGCACUAUUCGAAGAUUCUAGAAGGCUUUGCAGCGAUUGAUAUCUCAAGCAACAAAUUUGAAGGUAAGAUUCCAGAAUUCAUUGGGAACCUUAAGGAGCUUCGCUCACUCAAUAUUUCCGGCAACAUUCUCACAGGUUCUAUUCCAUCAUCCUUGGGGAACUUAAGGAAACUUGAAUCGUUGGACCUUUCUCAAAACAAGCUCUCAGGGCAGAUCCCCCAACAACUGAUGCAGCUUUCAUUCCUUGGGACCUUUGAUGUGUCUCACAACAAUCUCACAGGUCCUAUACCGCAAGGUACCCAACUUACUUCCUUCAAUAGCACUUCAUAUGAGGGAAAUCUUGGAUUGUGUGGAGAUCCAUUACCAAACAAAUGCGGAAAUCAAGAGGCCCCUCAACCGCCACCUUCAACUGAAGAAGAUAAUGGUUCAGGCUCAACUGGAAUGGUUGAAUUUGAUUUGAAAUUCGGUUUGGCUGGAAUUGGAAGUGGGUUUGUAGUGGGAGUUGUUCUUGCGGAUGUCGUGAUCACAAGAAGGCAGGAGUUGUUUCUUAGGGUCGUUGGAAUGGUGAGGCUAAUGAUAUGGAAAAGGUAG
Messenger RNA from Prunus avium (sweet cherry), 693 nucleotides. Lineage: Eukaryota; Viridiplantae; Streptophyta; Magnoliopsida; Rosales; Rosaceae. The record is from RefSeq and is a predicted model, not a curated record.